Sphaeramia orbicularis (orbiculate cardinalfish) is the source of this 2413-nucleotide messenger RNA. Its product is annotated as probable ATP-dependent RNA helicase DDX5. The transcript has 13 exons. The coding region runs from base 142 to 2049 and encodes 635 amino acids. Lineage: Eukaryota; Metazoa; Chordata; Actinopteri; Kurtiformes; Apogonidae. The record is from RefSeq and is a predicted model, not a curated record. Gene Ontology annotation, molecular function: ATP binding; RNA helicase activity; nucleic acid binding.
ACCUCACAUCCGUCUUCCCAGACAGACUUUUGUCUGCCGGCAUUUUCUUUUUAUUUUCUCUGUCGACUUCACCGGUUAAACUAACCGUCUGAUUUAUUGGCCGGCUCAAGGCUGUUCGAUUAAGACCACAGACGCUACACAAUGCCUGGAUUUUCAGACAGAGAUCGUGGCAGAGAUAGAGGUUAUGGUGGAGGCCCACCUCGUUUCGGAGGUGGAGGAGGCGGAAAUAGAGGUGGACCACCUCCUGGAAAAUUCGGCAACCCCGGUGAGAGGCUACGAAAGAAGCACUGGAACCUUGAUGAGCUUCCAAAGUUUCAAAAGAACUUCUACCAGGAGCAUCCAGACGCCACACGCAGACCAAUUCAAGAAGUUGAGCAGUACCGGAGGAGCAAAGAAGUUACAGUCAAAGGCAGAGAUUGCCCCAAACCAAUUGUAAAGUUCCAUGAAGCAGCAUUUCCAAGUUACGUCAUGGAUGUUAUUGUCAAACAAAACUGGACUGAACCAACUCCAAUUCAGUCUCAGGGAUGGCCAGUAGCCCUCAGUGGCAAAGACAUGGUUGGAAUUGCUCAAACUGGAUCUGGGAAAACCCUUGCAUACCUUCUCCCAGCAAUUGUGCACAUCCAACACCAGCCAUUCUUGGAGCAUGGAGAUGGACCUAUUUGUUUGGUCCUGGCGCCAACACGUGAGCUGGCUCAGCAGGUGCAACAGGUGGCUGCUGAAUACGGCAGAGCCUCCCGUCUCAAGAGCACCUGCAUCUACGGUGGUGCACCCAAAGGACCCCAAAUUAGAGACCUGGAGAGGGGGGUUGAGAUUUGCAUCGCUACCCCAGGUCGUCUCAUUGACUUCCUGGAGUGUGGUAAAACUAAUCUGCGCCGUUGCACUUAUCUGGUGCUUGAUGAGGCUGACCGCAUGCUGGACAUGGGAUUUGAACCACAGAUCCGCAAGAUAGUGGAACAAAUCCGGCCAGACCGUCAGACCCUCAUGUGGAGUGCCACAUGGCCUAAAGAAGUCCGCCAGCUAGCUGAGGACUUCCUGAAAGACUACGUCCAGAUCAACAUUGGAGCACUGCAGCUCAGUGCCAAUCACAACAUCCUGCAGAUUGUUGAUGUCUGCAGUGACAUGGAGAAGGAGGACAAACUGAUUCGUUUACUGGAGGAAAUCAUGAGUGAAAAGGAGAACAAGACCAUUAUUUUUGUGGAGACCAAAAGGCGGUGUGAUGAGCUCACCAGGAGGAUGAGAAGAGAUGGAUGGCCUGCAAUGGGAAUUCAUGGAGACAAGAGCCAACAGGAGAGGGACUGGGUCCUUAAUGAGUUCAGAUAUGGCAAAGCUCCAAUCCUCAUUGCUACAGAUGUGGCCUCCCGUGGUUUAGAUGUGGAGGAUGUGAAAUUUGUCAUCAAUUAUGACUACCCUAACUCCUCCGAGGAUUAUAUCCACCGCAUUGGACGCACAGCCCGAAGUCAAAAAACGGGCACAGCCUACACCUUCUUCACCCCCAACAACAUGAAACAAGCCAGUGACCUGAUCUCUGUGCUCCGCGAGGCCAACCAGGCCAUUAACCCCAAACUGAUCCAGAUGGCAGAGGACAGAGGAGGUCGUGGACGGGGGGGAAGAGGUGGCUACAAGGAUGACCGGCGGGAUAGGUAUUCUGGGGGCGGGAGAAGCAACAAUUUUGGCGGUAGUAGCUACAGGGACAGGGACAGCGAUAGAGGGUUCAGCAAUGGGCCAAAGAGUGCCUUUGGUGGCAAUAAAGCCCAAAAUGGUGGCAACUAUGGAGGCAACAGUGGUAACUCUAGUGGUAGCUAUGGCAACAGCAACUAUGGGAACAGUAACGGACAGGGUAAUUUUGGUGCUCCAGCAAACCAGGUGGGUGCCUUCGGUAACCAAAACUUCCAGGGCCCACCACAGUUUGGGGCCAUGCAGAGGGCUACUCAGAAUGGCAUGAACCACCCACCAUUCGGUUUCACCUCUCAGCCACCGCCACAGGCCCAGCAGCCACCACCUCCACCACCAAUGGUGCCCUACCCAAUGCCACCACCCUUCCCACAGUAGAUAUGAUAUACGCACAAUAUAUGGAACCAAUAUGAUUUUUGUUUAGUCUUGAAAUCUUACAGUAUGAUUAUUAAUAUUAUUAUUGUUAUUAUCCUUUGUACUGUUUAACUAUUGUUUUGCUUACAGCAGGGUGGAAAUAUUCAGAAAACCCAGAGCAUUAAAAGGGGUCAUAGGCAGGUCUCCUAUAGUGCAACUACAAGUGCUGCACUUUUCCUUGACUGUUUUUGUGUUACAUUCCUUGGUAAUUUAUUUUUACUAGGUAAUGCAGUGUUUUCAGUUUGUGGUAUGUUUCAAGUGAUGUUAUGAAGAUCAUAUAAAAAGGGUGCUUGUAGCCCUUUUUAAAUAAAAGUUUAAAAAAUGAAAA